Messenger RNA from Mobula hypostoma (lesser devil ray), 1619 nucleotides. Its product is annotated as carcinoembryonic antigen-related cell adhesion molecule 1-like. The transcript has 6 exons. The record is from RefSeq and is a predicted model, not a curated record. Bases 311 to 769 code for a protein of 152 amino acids. Lineage: Eukaryota; Metazoa; Chordata; Chondrichthyes; Myliobatiformes; Myliobatidae.
CACGGUCUCGGAUAUCAUGUCGCGCAUGCGCAUACCGCCAGCGGGCGGCCGUUUCCUUCCGUGCUUCCGCAUUCAGUGUUACCUCGGUCCGGAGUUGGGGCAAAGUUUUCGCCCGUCGAGAGAGGCUCUCGGCUCCUCCUUUUGAACGUCGAGCCAGAGCUACGGAUUUUUAAGGACAGCGCAGCCCAGACCAUCUCCACUCACCAGUGUUUCCAGUGGCAGGAGAAUCACCAGCAGAUGGAGGCUUCCUGCACCGGGAUAAAAGUGUAAUCAAGAAGACGACAAUCAGUAAUCAUCAGUCAGAAUCAGAAUGGACACAGGUGGGUCUCAGCAUUUUACCAUCGAGGUACAGCACAAGAAAAUAUCUGCAACUGUCGGGGGAGAUGCAUUGUUUUCAGUGCAGCCGUUGGGGAAGGUCUCCAGUGGAAGCUGGACCUUUAACGAGAAAACAGUCUGUCAGUGGAUCGAUGAACUCGUGUCUAUUGAUAACUCCUAUACAUCGCGAGCUGAGCUACUCACCUCCACCGGGUCGCUACUGCUGAAGUCGGUGAAGAAGUCAGACAGUGGGGAAUACCACGUGAACAUGGUUCCAACCCGUGGCCCACAAACCUUAGUGACCAUCACUCUCGAAGUCACUGAAAAAAUCGUACCACCUCCAAGUGGUUUGUCACGUGGAGUGAUGGCCGGGAUUGUGAUUGGAGUUGCUGCUGGAGUGGCACUGGCGAGUGGAUUCGUUUCCUGGCUCAUCAAGACAAUGACAAGCAGAUAGCCACGAAACAAAGAACGCAAUUGAAAAUCGUUCAGAAACAUCAGACUCCUCUCCAUUCGUAAAAAUGAAUGGCAUCCGGAUCAUCAACCCCCAUAACCCACCUCUGCUUGAACAAAACAGGUCAAGAACAUCGAACCCAACACACACCCCCACCCCUCAGAAACACUGCCGACACAAAUGCGCAGGAGCUGGUGUUGCCAGUGUAGAGGAGGAUGCAUCGAGAGCACUAGACAUGGUAGACCACCCCAAAAGAUUUGGCGGUCAAUUGUUGCCUCAUCUGCAAGGACUUUUUCAACAAUGGGGAGGGUUCUGCCAUCCGGCCCUUUCACUGUGACAACGCCGAACUCAAUAUCAACUAUAUCCGAACCACUCUGGGUGAACAUUAAUGUCCAACAAACUCAAUUCCUCUCAACCAUCAGCUGUCUGAAUGAUUCACUGAUUUUAAAGGGAAGGGACAUCUAUGGUCUAUAAUUUCAGUGUUAGUUUACCAGGAAACAAAGACUAUAUGGACUACGACCUUUCUGUUGACUAAUAUGUCUCAGCUCUCACUGUGAAACUCUGCUCUCCCUUAUUAGAGAGAGCGAGAGCCUGUGGUGUGCAGAACUGUUGCAUGAAUGAGUAGUAUCGAGGAUACUGCAAGACUGUGUCUUUACUGAUGCUUUGCUGCAUGCUCGGUGGAGGGGACUGAUGCUUUUUUAGUCGCUGAAGGUGGGGGUGUGUUUUCUUUGCUGCUGCUUGUGCGUUGGAGUUAGGUAUCUGGGGUCUUUGGUGUUCCAAUGUUUUGACUGACAUCCAUUCUUUGGGACGCAUCUCUGCUUACGUGGAUGUCUGCAAAUAAAAAGAAUUUCAU